AUGUCGAUGCCAGAGAUAAGUCGCAAGAAAGAAAUCUACAAAUACGAAGCUCCAUGGAAUCUUUACAGCAUGAAUUGGAGCAUUCGUCCUGAUAAAGGUUUCCGUCUAGCUUUUGGUAGCUUUAUUGAAGAAUAUAAUAAUAAGGUUCAAAUUGUAUCUCUCGACAAUGAUGACGCUGAUUUUGUUGUCAGAUCAACGUUCGAUCAUCCUUAUCCAACCACUAAAUUAAUGUGGAUUCCAGAUGGGAAAGGGAUAUAUCCAGAUCUUUUGGCUACAUCUGGUGAUUAUUUAAGAUUGUGGAGAGUAGGCGAUGAAGGAACAAAAUUAGAAUGCUUAUUAAACAAUAGUAUGAAUUCCGAUUUUUGCGCUCCGUUGACUUCCUUCGAUUGGAAUGAAAUUGAUCCAAAUAUCAUCGGAACGUCAAGUAUUGAUACUACUUGUACGAUAUGGAAUAUAGAGACUGGUCGAGCAAUUAGUAGAUCUACACCUGUUUCAGGACGUAUUGCAACACAGCUGAUUGCACAUGAUAACGAGGUUUACGAUAUAGCAUUUAGUAGAGCAUCUGGUGGACGUGAAAUUUUUGCCUCGGUUGGCGCCGAUGGCUCAGUACGGAUGUUCGAUUUAAGGCAUUUGGAGCAUUCAACAAUCAUCUAUGAAGAUCAAGCGCAUGCUGCAUUACUGAGGUUAUGCUGGAAUAAACAAGAUGCCAAUUAUUUGGCGACAUUCGCUCUCGAUAAUUGCGAUGUCAUCAUCCUUGAUAUUAGAGUGCCAUGUACGCCUGUUGCACGCUUAAGUAACCAUCGAGCUUCAGUAAACGGUAUCGCAUGGGCACCCCAUUCCUCAUGUCAUAUAUGUACCGCUGCUGAUGAUAAGCAAGCUCUAAUUUGGGAUAUUCAGAAAAUGCCCAGAGCUAUUGAAGAUCCUAUCUUAGCUUAUACUGCAAAAGGCGAAAUAAACCAAAUUCAAUGGUCGUCAACGCAACCUGAUUGGAUUGCAAUUUGCUAUUCAAACUGUCUAGAAAUAUUACGUGUCUAA
Molecule: messenger RNA, 1035 nt
Organism: Trichoplax adhaerens
Lineage: Eukaryota; Metazoa; Placozoa; Uniplacotomia; Trichoplacea; Trichoplacidae
Exons: 9
Coding region: 1-1035 (344 amino acids)
Cellular component (GO): nucleus
Molecular function (GO): protein binding
Source: RefSeq, a predicted model, not a curated record